UGUUAAAUGUAUCCUGAUAAGGUACAUAGGACCUCCUGAAUUCCCAGGCUUACCACCAAGGACAAAGCAGUAUGCAGACAUAAACAAGUGGAACAUCUGCAGGAGGCAGACACUGGGAAUGUGUUAUGGUUGGAGCCAAGGUUGGUCUGAGAAAAGGUCUGGUUCCCUUCUAUCGGAGCUAUAUAAAGGAUAAUGAACAUGUGACGGCUAUUCACAUCCACUGCAUCAGCAACAUGAGGACUCUUAGCUGUAUAUCCAUUCCUAUCAUCCUGUUGCUGCUUUCCUAUGGGAAGUUUUCUUCAGGCAGUCUACCACAUGCUUCCAGCAAGCAUCACGCAGGACAGGACUCUUGUUCAGCUGGAAGUCCAGUGAGAUCCCCACACAGCCUGUAUCUGGGAAAUGGAGACCCAAAGAAUGUUCUGCGUCUGGAAUUCCCUCUGUCAUCCUUAUCCAGCAAUCUCUCAUCGUUUGAAAUCCGGACAUAUGACAGCGUAGGCACCAUAUUCUUUGGAAAUAUUGGCAUGGAUAACUGGUUUCUACUUGGGAUUCGCGAUGGUCGGUUGGAGGUACAGAUGAGUAAUGGCAAUGGUCAAAUGGUUUUCUCUAAGUGGGGACCAGAAGUCAGCAAUGGCAAAUGGCAAAAGGUCACUGUGGACAGCUCGAUUAACACCAUAGAUGUAAGAGUGAACGGAGAGGUUGUUAUCAUGCUAACUCAUCAUGUAAAGAAUGAGCCUGUGAUCUCAGAAUACGCUAAUCUGGGCAUUAUCCUGGGUGACCUUCCAGAAAAUGGCCAAAUUCAACUUCUCAGACCGUUGAAUCCUGCUCUAGAUGCAUGUAUGAGAAACUGGGCCUGGGUAAAAAAGAGCACAAAAAAUCUAGACGAUGCAAUGGAGACAGAUGAGAACCGGCGGUGCUUUGAAAAUGAGGAGCGAGGCACCUUCUUUCCUGCGCAAGGUUAUGCCAUCUUCAAGCCUAGCUCAUUCCCAUUACAUACACAUGGACCCUGGCAACUAUUGGUUCAACUGUCAUUCCGAGUCCUAGAAGAUGGUGGGCUCCUCUUUGCCUUAUAUGGUGCAGGCAAUACCCCAGCAUUGACCAUAACCUUGGAUGGUCAGAAACAGGUACUAGAAGCCUCUCUACUGGACAAACUAGCACAUUCCAUGACCUUCCCACCUGGUAUUUGUCUUAAAGACUGGCACACUGUGGAUAUUCAGAUACAGGCAAAUCAGCUUGUGCUGAAAACAGAGGAAGCAACAUCCUCUAUGGACAUACCACCUGCUGAUUUCAAAGCUUUGGAAGAUGCAUGGAUGGAUCCUAAUGCAUACAUUUCUGUGGGUGGCAUGGCAGAACAUUCAGAACAAGGAAACCAUUUUUCGGGGUGCAUGAAGAUCAGUCUGCAAGGAACAGCCGUAGACCUGGAUACAGCCCAUUACAAGCACCCUCAUGUCCGCAGUCACAGUUGUCCUAUAGCAAUAUAGUUGGGACCCAAAAAUAUGAUGUUUGCCCCCCAAUAUCCAGAUUUUUUUUAAUAAUCUUUUGAAGAUUUCUUUAGGUUUUUUAUAUCUAAAAAGUGUUAAAAUGAUUUGUUUUAGGUUGUUUAGGUCACACAUUUUUUUUAGGCUGGCCUUAUGGUGAAACAAAGUAAGAACAGUUUAAGUUUCCCAGUGGGGAUCUAGGAUCUACCUUAUUAGCAGAUUCAUUUGUAGUGAGCAUUGCGCUUGUUCAAGAAUAAUGGCCCUUCCAAUUGCCAUUGGAUCACACAUAUCAGUCAAUGCCUUUUCUGCCUUAUAUUGAUUAAUAUUGUUUUCAAAGUAUAACUAAAGGCAAAACUUUUUUUUAAAAAUUUAGGUUGUCCUUAAAAAAGUAAUAUUGGGGAAAUCUUCUGGUGAUCCCUUAAUUUGUAGGAAUUUCCUCUCACUUCCUGUUUGGCUAUGGGACAGGAAGUAAAGGGAAAUCUCCACAUUGGGACACAUUUGU
Molecule: messenger RNA, 1977 nt
Organism: Rana temporaria (common frog)
Lineage: Eukaryota; Metazoa; Chordata; Amphibia; Anura; Ranidae
Gene: SHBG
Product: sex hormone binding globulin
Exons: 9
Coding region: 126-1478 (450 amino acids)
Source: RefSeq, a predicted model, not a curated record